Molecule: messenger RNA, 6444 nt
Organism: Colletes gigas
Lineage: Eukaryota; Metazoa; Arthropoda; Insecta; Hymenoptera; Colletidae
Gene: dop
Product: microtubule-associated serine/threonine-protein kinase 3
Exons: 23
Coding region: 532-5733 (1733 amino acids)
Biological process (GO): peptidyl-serine phosphorylation; intracellular signal transduction
Molecular function (GO): protein serine/threonine kinase activity; protein binding; magnesium ion binding
Source: RefSeq, a predicted model, not a curated record
CAUGAGUCAGAGCACCCAUGGUCGGUCCGCGUUUCGUAAUUAAUUCUCCUCGUCGACGAGAGAAAUGCGAGUCUAGUCCCGGGACCAAGACACCUGCACGUACCCGGGCCGCGCUUGUCCUCAGAGGACAUGCUCGUUGUGCCCGGUAAAUCGCGCACCUUUCAUCAUUAUUCACCUCUCCCGCUCGGCUCCGCUCUGCUUUCGUCCCCGCCGUGCUCGUUGCGUCCAAAGUAUCGCGUGUGUCUUCUUCUCGCGUUCCUGUCGAAAGACACCUUCUUUCCACCCCGGUUCGCCUCACCCGCGGGACUCUCCUGUCGCCUCUUUUGAACAGCAACGCGAGAAAGGAUCGUCCACGGAUGCUCCCCGUCCAGUUUCAAAUAUCGGCCUCGGCGACGAUCGAACAUCCACGGGAAAGAAUGGACUGUGAAUUCGUCGACCGUACCCGCCUUUUAUUUACCGUGCUCUGCUGCAAAUGAAAUGGAUCGAACGAGGUAACUCGAGCUUUGGAGAUAGGGAAAUAAUAGAAGAAGCAUGGAUCAAAACAGAAACAGGCCUAGCAGGCCCCGCCUUCGUUCGCAUGGCAAUUCUGCCAGGGUUCUGGUGUUCGAUCAAGCAGAGAGCGAAGAGUCUGCUUGCAGCGCCGAGGCGGAUGUGCAGAAGCAUUCGGCGCUGCCUAAAAUGGAAAGCAAGGAGGCUCCAGUUCGGCCUGUCAGCGGAGAACUGUCGAAUUUGGUUCGAAUGAGGAACUCUGCUUUCGGGAAGUCUGCUCCGUCUCUGUCUGUCCAUGUGCGUGAUUUUAACAUUCCACGACGUGCUGCCAAAGCAGUUCUUCGUAAAUCUUUUAUCGCAACGACGUCUCCUACUUUACCAAGAUGUCAUUCGCCAAUGUCAGCAUUCGUCCCGAUUGUAGGCAGUCCCCUAGAGAGUCCUAGGAUGUCAUCCAGUCCACAUUUUGCUUUUGCUCCAAUUAAAAGGAUCGGUGGAGGUGCGACAGGAACCGGAGAUGGCAGACGAUGGUCGGUGGCUAGUUUGCCUUCCAGUGGAUACGGUACGACACCAGGCUCCAGCAACGUUUCGUCACAGUACUCGAGCCAAGAACGUUUGCAUCAACUUCCAAAUGUUCCGACCAAGGACGAGUUGCGUAUGCUUUCUUGUCAUUUUUCUAAACCUGGCACGCCGUGUUCUUCUCAUCCUGGAUUCCCAGGUUCCAACAUCUCCAGUAUUCCAGGCAGCGUGUCCCUCAGCCUCGACGAGGAAGGCCGUAGAUCGCCGUUGCAUAGACCGCGUUCCCGUAGUUUGAGCAGUCCUAGCCGGUCCCCCGUGUUGGACAGCGAAAUUGUUAUGAUGAACACCCUUUAUAAAGAACGGUUUCCAAAGGCGACGCAGCAGAUGGAAGAGCGUCUGACCAAUUUCAUCAACGAGAACAAGGAACUGGACGAGUACGAGGUGAUGUCGAACAUGACUCAGGACUCUCUGCCGAUUUUGCGAUUCGUGCAUCAUCAAGUGAUCGAGAUGGCUAGGGAUUGUUUGCAAAAGUCUCAGGAGAAGUUGAUCACCACCAGAUAUUUUUACGAAAUGAGCGAAAAUUUGGAGCAUCUAUUGAUGGAGACCAAAGAAAAAUCGCUCGAGGCAGCAACGAGACUGACGGGGCUCAUAAAAAAAUUACUGCUGAUAAUAUCGCGUCCAGCUCGCCUAUUGGAGUGCUUAGAAUUUGAUCCGGAAGAGUUCUAUCAUCUACUGGAACAGGCUGAAGGUCAAGCAAAAAUCAACGCGGGAAUAAAAACAGAUAUACCUCAGUAUAUCGUUAAUAAACUUUCCCUCAACAGAGAUCCGAUAUCGGAAUUGCAAGAAGAUUUGAAUAAGCUGGAGGAUUCGGCUAGCUCCAGCGAUAGCAACUUGCAGAUCACCUCGAGUCCAAACAAGGACGAUGAAAAGUCUCAGCGCGUACCGUGCGAGAGUGAUUACGAGGUGCUGAAGCUGAUUAGUAACGGCGCGUACGGGGCGGUAUUUUUGGUAAAGGAGAAAACCACGAGGCUGAGGUUCGCCAUGAAAAAGAUAAACAAGAACAAUCUGAUGCUGCGCAAUCAAGUGGAGCAAGUAUUUGCCGAGAGAGACAUAAUGAGCUUUACGGAUAAUCCGUUUGUAGUUUCCAUGUAUUGCAGUUUCGAAACAAAAAAACACUUGUGCUUGGUGAUGGAGUAUGUAGAGGGGGGCGACUGUGCAAAUCUGUUAAAAAAUAUCGGCGCCCUACCACCGGAUAUGGCGAGGUUCUAUUUCGCGGAGACCGUUUUGGCCGUUGAAUAUUUGCACAACUAUGGCAUCGUUCAUCGAGACUUGAAGCCAGAUAAUUUACUCAUUACCGCCCUUGGUCACAUCAAACUCACCGAUUUUGGUCUGAGUAAAAUGGGUCUUAUGUCCUUGGCGACGAAUCUGUACGAGGGAUAUAUCGAUAGGGAUACGAGACAGUUUUCGGAUAAACAGGUGUUCGGUACGCCUGAGUACAUUGCCCCUGAAGUGAUAUUACGUCAGGGAUAUGGCAAACCUGUUGAUUGGUGGUCUAUGGGCAUUAUACUUUACCAGUUUCUAAUUGGCUGUGUUCCAUUUUUUGGCGACACUCCGGAAGAAUUAUUUGCUCACACAGUGAACGAUGACAUCGAGUGGCCCGACGACGAGGACUGGCCCGUUCAACCGGAAGCGAAAGACAUCAUAACGGCGUUGCUGCAACAGAGUCCUAGAGAUCGUUUGGGAACCGGGGGAUCCCACGAGGUCAAAGAGCACCCGUAUUUCUACGGAGUGAACUGGAACAGUUUGCUCAGACAGAAGGCUGAGUUCGUGCCGCAACUGAUCAACGACGAGGACACGAGUUAUUUCGACACUCGUAUGGAUAGAUACAAUCACGACAUCGGCGACGACACCGACGACACCGAUGACUCCCCUUUGUUUGGAUCGUUCUCCUCGUACUCUCCUCAGUCACGGAAGAUCUCGCAGACCCGUCCACCGCAAAUAAAUCCAGAGUCGGAGUCCGACGCUUCGAAGAAGCUACUGUUCCGUACGGAGCUCGAACGCACGGUGGCGCAACUGUCUCUGGGAUGCUCCAGCUCUGUCACCCCUCCAUCCAAAUUAAUCGAAUCGAUCCCGUUGGAGAAGAACCGGUCCUCCUCCUCGAUAAAGAGCAUCUCCUGUUUGGAGACUCCGCCAAAGGCGGACAAAUCGAACGCGUCGUUCGGUAGCCCAGCCACGGCGACGAGUGGCGAGUCUCAGCUAACUGUCAUCAAGAACAAUCAGAUAGAAGGAUCGAUCAGCCUGAGCACACCUGACUCGUCCCAGACGGAGUCCGAGGACAUCAGUCCGCAGAUCCAGAGAAAGAGACACGUGCACUCGCGCGAUAAGCUGCCCAGGUUCAGUAUAUCCGUUGAUGAUGACCACAUGUUGGAUCUCGUCGCUGCAAACAGGGACAUGACGGAGGACAGCAAGCAUAACUCCAGCACCGAUUCCUUCGAAUCGUUCACCGCGAUGCCUGUGAUCUUGUCGUCCGCGAAGCAAAAGUCACGAUCCGUGAUCAAGUCUGCGUCCACCAGUGGACUGUCCUUGGUGAUACCGGCCAGCGAAUUUUCUUAUGACGCGUCCUUGAAUACUCAGCCGAUCGAGUCACCCGGUGGAUCGUCCACUGCUUCUUCGAGGGACACGUCCCCUUGCCGUGAAUUGAGCCCUCUCGUGACCAGCUUGAAGCCCCCUAUCAUCAUUCGAAGAGGACCUUGUGGAUUCGGUUUCACCGUACACACCAUCAGAGUCUACUAUGGGGACAGUGAUUUUUACACGAUGCAUCACCUGGUUAUGGCCGUCGACCAGUCCAGUCCGGCGUUCGAGGCUGGUUUGAGACCAGGCGACCUCAUAACUCACAUAAACGGUGAACCAGUGCAGGGUUUAUACCAUAUACAAGUUCUACAGUUGAUGUUGAGCGGAGUCGAUCGCGUGACAUUGCGCAGCACUCCGUUGGAGAACACCAGCAUAAAAACUGGCGGACGGAAGAGAGAUCUAGCUCAGAGCAAAAUGGCGCGCAGAACGCUGCACAAGCAGCGCAAACAGAAGCGCGAUCAUUCCGAUAAGAAACGAAACACGUCUCUUUUUAAGAGGCUCAGUUCGAAGCGACAUAGCGCGGAGAUACAGCAGCCAUUAACUAUCAGUUGUCCAUUGUCAGCACCCAUUCUAUCCAGCGACAGCAAACCUCCACUUAUGAUGGCUGCAGGAAUUUGUUCACCGUCGAUGGUGACGCCCAGUCGAUCUUUCCAGUCGUUCACGCGUUCUCAGGAAUCGUCGCCCUAUUUCGCAGCUUGCACAAAGUCCGUUUGCAGUCCAUCGCCACCUACGAAUCGCGUCAGCUUGGAGUCCUAUCACUCCACCAGCAACUCGAGCCCCUGCUCCAGCCCUAAUUCUUCAUCCCCGGGUUCCAACACAUCGGCAGCAAAUUUAACGGCCAUCUCCAAUCAGUCUCACUAUCAGAGACCCAGCACUCUUCACGGUUUGAAGCACAAGUUGCACACGGCGGCGAAAAAUAUCCAUUCACCUAACCGCAGGAAAUCCGUGGGACAUAUACCGUUGUCCCCGUUGGCCAGGACACCGAGCCCGUCGCCUCUUCCCGCCAGUCCAACCAGGAGUCCCAGUCCGUUAGCGUUUCCCACGGGACACCAGCCUGGUAGUUCCAAUACUACGCAGUCCUAUAGUCCAGGUGUCUGUUUGUCAACGCCAAACAAUCAGAAGAAGAGCUACGGUCGUCCAAAGUCGGCGGAGCCUGGUUCCCCGUUGCUGAGGAGAGCCCUCAGCCCGGACAGGCUUCACCCACGCUCAGCGGAGAACAAGACGUCGAUAUCGCCGUUGGCGAACGCAGUGGUGAAAGUAACACCCCGCGUGACCAUAGCGCAAUCGUCGUCCCACUCCGAGGUCCUCGACGAGAGCGGAGACAGCUUCAAAGAAGCAAACGACUCGAAGAUCGAGAAGAAACCGUCUACCGAUCAGAAGUCCGACUACUCCAAGCUGUCACACGCGAUAUCGAUCAACUUGGGAGCGGUGGGUAUGUCGAACUCCUGCGGCAGCACGCAGCUACCCAGAAUAGCGGAGGAGAAGGACUCGCCGACAGGAACCAAGGCUGACGAUUACUCAUCAAAGGAGACCCUAUCUUCCGAGAGAACUGACAAGGCUAACGCUUCCUCCAGCAAGCCAACCGAGCAAGAGAAAGCUAUGGACAAUCGUCGCAGUCACGAAUCGAAAGUAGAGCCCGAUAGCCCGUUCAAUAUGCUCGCGCGUAGCUCUCAGUCUACUCACAAGCAAUCGCAAACCAACGAGAAAGCCUCUCAGCUCUUUGCUCAAAAACCAUCGUCACAAUGUGGCGAGAAAGGUUCGUUGGCUCAGAAGUCGUUGCUGCAGAGCAUCGAGAGAGGCUCUCAGACUCAAAAGUCUUUCCCUCAGAGCGGCGAGAAAUGCUCCCAGUCGUUUGUUCAGAGAUCUCUGUCGCUGAGUGGCGAGAAAUGCGCCCAAUCCUCGGCUCAAAAGCCACCGUUACAGAGCAACGAGAGAGUGUUGCAGUCCAUGUCGCUGAAGGCAGCUGGUAAAUGUUCAGAGGGUAAUCCGGAUGGCAGAAAGACGUUGAAGAAACACAAGGUCGACAGCUCAGAUGGCGCUGGAUGCUCGAACUCGUUCGAGGCCGGCGGAUCUGUAAAGGACAAGAAAUGCAAUUGAGGAUCGUCGUGCGAAUUUUAAUUAGAAGUUCGGUAAAUUAAGUCCGCGUAUUUGUUAGACUUGUUUGCGAACGUUUAUGUUUUAGUUUUUCGUUGAAAACGUUUCUUGAUAUCGAUCAAAUCGAGACGCGAACCGAGCAGAUUCGACGUCUAUAACGAACGCGCGCAAUCUUAUAAUCGAACAUAAAAGCGGAAGGAAGGUAAAUCAAAAGUAAGACAGUUCUGUGUUUAACAGCUUUAAAAGAAAGAAGGGAAGCAAUUUAUACACGAAAUCAAUAUCUACAUAGGCUUCCAUCGAAUAUCGUAUACCUUUGAGAGCAAAAUGGCCGGUAUUUCUGGAUAUCCGUGAGGCGUGUGCAAGCCAUCCUUGUAACUGUAAUCUUUGUCAUACGAUUAAUCGAAUAUAAGGGAAUCAAGAUGAAAGUAGAGAAACUGCGACACCCCAUUAUAUUUAAACGAUUUUGAACGCGCAGUUUGUCGAAAUCGCUCUUCUGUAUUUCUCGAUGGAGGUCGGGAGAGAACGAACAAGUAAUUGGAGUAAUUUAUAUACUUCGGGCUACAGUAUUUACACGAUCUCAUUUACGUUUACGUCUAAUAUUAGCACAUCACUGUAUGAAUCAAGCAUAUAGCAGUUAGCGGAGUCGCGUACAGAUAGUUUUCCAGUGCGUGCAACAUUCGUGAAGAGAAGGCAACAUGUAUGUAUCGUAUAUAC